Molecule: messenger RNA, 1053 nt
Organism: Echinops telfairi (small Madagascar hedgehog)
Lineage: Eukaryota; Metazoa; Chordata; Mammalia; Afrosoricida; Tenrecidae
Gene: CZIB
Product: CXXC motif containing zinc binding protein
Exons: 8
Coding region: 73-555 (160 amino acids)
Molecular function (GO): zinc ion binding
Source: RefSeq, a predicted model, not a curated record
CGCGGGCGCAACGGCCACGCACGGCUUUCACGACGGCCGGAAAGUAGCGGCCGCCGGCCGAACGGGGCCACGAUGGGGAAAAUCGCGCUGCAGCUCAGAGCCACGCUGGAGAACGUCACCGGCCUGCGGCCUGUGGGCGAGGACUUCCGGUGGUACCUCAAGAUGAAAUGUGGAAACUGUGCUGAGGUCUCAGAGAAGUGGCAAUACAUCCGACUCAUGGACAGUGUGGCACUUAAAGGAGGCCGAGGCAGUGCUUCCAUGGUCCAGAAGUGCAAGCUGUGUGCCCGGGAAAACUCUAUUGAGAUUUUGAGCAGCACCAUCAAGUCUUACAACGCUGAGGACAGCGAGAAGUUCAAGACGAUAGUGGAGUUUGAGUGCCGGGGUCUCGAACCAGUGGAUUUCCAGCCGCAGGCUGGGUUUGCUGCCGAGGGAGUGGAGUCGGGGACAAGCUUCAGUGACAUUAACCUGCAGGAAAAGGACUGGACGGACUAUGAUGAGAAGGCUCAGGAGUCGGUGGGAAUCUACGAGGUCACACACCAGUUUGUGAAGUGCUGAGCCCUCUCUGCGCCUUCACCAGAGGACCUCAAGUGGACAGCGUGCCCCAGGCAGCCGGCCAUUGAGACUGGUCCCCUCGCAGGUGUCCCAAGUAUGCAGCUGCAUCUAAGGGCUUGGCAGCACUGGGUACAGCAUGGCCUUGUGGGACAGAGCUGUCAGCCCAGCAGCCUGGGCCCAGGAUCCAGGAUCCAUUGUGUAGUGUCACUUCAGAACCUGGUCCUGGCAUGAGCCGGCUCUGCAGCAUUCUAGCCGGACUAUCACCGGUCUCUGCUCACCUGCUGAGAUGGGUACCUUGCCCCCCUCCAGAGCCAGGGUGAAAGCCAGGCCCUGUGCUCCCCUUUGCUCCUGCUGGGCCUGCCUUGUCCUCCUGUGGUCACACUUAGCGUUUAAUUUGUAACGGUGUUGUUACAGAUCGCUGUUUUUAUUGCCGGCUCAUUGGUAAGUGGUGCUGGGGCAAUUGUUUCAUGUUGUGGAAUAAAAGAUGGUGUUCCUUCUUGA